AUGUACAUAAUCCCCGAAGUCUGUUUUGGAAGACAAACGGGGCCGGUAGAGCCGGUGCCAUUGCUCACCAAUUUGGUAAAGUAUUACAUCGAUCUUUUAUAUCAAUUUUACAGCCUUGAUUCUCCGUGGGACCUACUCGCCAAUGGAGGUGAAGCAUGGUCAACUGUACCCGCAGGUCGUUUCAAUGAAAUAGCGUCUUAUCACCCCGAUCUCAAUGACCCCAAUGGUAAGAAUAAACACCGAGGAGGAUACUUCAUAGAUGGCGAUGUCCGCGACUUCGACCAUGCUUUUUUCCACAUCUCGCAGCCUGUCGCUGCCGCGAUGGAUCCACAACAACGAAUCUUGCUCGAGCUAGUGUACGAGGCGUUUGAGAGCGCUGGUUGGAGACGUGAAGAGUGUGCAGGCUCGCGCACCGCGGUGUUUGCCGCUAGCUUUGGGAUGGAUUAUGAACGAAAUCUUUUUAAGGAUAUUCUAAAUCUACCCGUAUAUCAGAGUCAUGGUACGAGAACGGCCAUUCUCGCAAACCGCAUCUCCCAUAUAUUUGAUCUGCAUAGCACGUCUGUGACAAUUGAUACAGGCUGUUCAGGAGGGCUCGUUGCAUUUCAUCAAGCAUGCCAAAGUCUACGCAAGAACGAGUCCAAUGCGACCGUGGUUGCUGCGGCCAACUUGCAAUUGAUGUCCGAUCAUUAUAUUUCUAUGAGCAAUCAGUAUAUGAUCAAUAUUAAUGGUCGAUUUUAUCCCUUCGAUAAUCGUGGUGAUUGCUAUGGUCGCAGCGAGGGAUUCGUUGUGGUCGUACUGAAGUGUUUGAGCGAUGCUCUGAGGGACCGCGAUCCAACCCAGUCUAUCGUUCUUAAUUCUGCAAUAAACCAAGAUGGAUAUACCGCUUCAGGGAUCAUCCAAAUUGUAUUACCCAAGCUAGCCUAA
Botrytis fragariae is the source of this 924-nucleotide messenger RNA. RefSeq names its product putative polyketide synthase protein. The record is from RefSeq and is a predicted model, not a curated record. Gene Ontology annotation, biological process: secondary metabolite biosynthetic process; fatty acid biosynthetic process. Gene Ontology annotation, molecular function: fatty acid synthase activity. The transcript is spliced from 2 exons. Lineage: Eukaryota; Fungi; Ascomycota; Leotiomycetes; Helotiales; Sclerotiniaceae. The coding region runs from base 1 to 924 and encodes 307 amino acids.